Molecule: messenger RNA, 2076 nt
Organism: Aphanomyces astaci
Lineage: Eukaryota; Oomycota; Saprolegniomycetes; Saprolegniales; Verrucalvaceae
Exons: 11
Coding region: 1-2076 (691 amino acids)
Biological process (GO): cilium movement; outer dynein arm assembly
Cellular component (GO): cilium
Source: RefSeq, a predicted model, not a curated record
AUGGCGGCAUCGUCCGUGGGGUUUACGAAUCUCGCCGACGUGGCGGGGACUCCUGGCGAUAGCAAGGACACCUCGCCACCCAUGAGGUUGUCCACGCCAUCUAAAUCCACCAACGACCGACAUAAAAAGAAAGUUCAUGGCACCUCAAGACGGCUGUUGCCGUUGGACUUAUCGGCGUUUGACAUGACACAAAAGUCCAAGCGCAUCUUCCAAAAGAAGGACUUGGCGGAAGCCGUGCGUCGGGUCAACAUGCCCAUCAUGUUGCUGCAGCGCGACCCGCCGCCAUCCGUGUCGGAAGUGCCAGAGUCGGAUGCGGCUGCCGCGGGCAACAAGGACGUGGCGAUUUUGGAGGACGGCGUCAACAUCAACGCGCGCAAGUACAACGAACGGCGGCGAGUGGCGGUCGCAAAGGAGAAGGAACUGCACCACUUGCUCGACGAGUUUAAGACGAUGCAACUCGAAACGGAAACCCUCGAGAAAAUACACAACCAAGAGUCGACCGGGGCCAAGGAGAUCCAACGGCUGAACGCCGACAUUGACGAGUGCAUGUUGUCCAUGGAAGAAAAGAUGCACACGCGGCGGCAGCUCGAACACAUGAUUCGGCGGUUGCAAUCGAACCAGGUCAAAUUUGACUCGCAUAUUAGUGCCAUGUCGGUGGCCGUAGAAGCCAGUGUCCGCGAGGCGGAAGACGUCCGCGUGCUGUGUCGGCAGUUGGAAGCCGGCAAAAGCCGUACGAUUCAAAUGCUCCAAGACUUGCAGCAACAAAUUGUCGUCGAGCGCAAAAUCAGGGGGCGGGAGCUGUCUGAAAACUCGAUCAAAGCCAAAAACGCAGAGCGCAUGGAGCAGUGGCGGCUCAAGCGUAUCAAGCAACGAUCCGAGCUCGCUGCUGAACUUCGGGGCGACUUGUCUUUUGACGAAGAGCGAAAACUGCUGCGCGAGAUCGACUUCAAGCGCAAGGCGGGCAGCGACUUGAGCGCGGCCAACAUGGAGAUCUCCCAGCGGGCGGCCGACCACGACCAAGUGUUUAUGCAGAUGAAGCAAGUGACCGGCGCGAGCAGUCUGCAGGACGUCGUGGACAAGUUCGCAGCACAAAACAGCAGCAACGCGUCGCUGGAAAAGGAAAAAGCGCGCGCUGAAGCCCGGCUCGCGGCCGCGAAAGCGUCCAAGGAAGGCGCGAUCAAGUCGCUAAAUGACCUCAAGGCAUCCGGCAUUGGCGGCAUCGAACUGAAUCGCGACGUGUACACUGCGUUGGAGAGCGAAAUUCUGGUUGCCAAGGGCCAACUCAAAGGCAACAAAGCCGCGUACGACUGCCUCGAUGGUGUGCUGGCGGCGGUGCGACAAGGUGCUAGCAGUCUCGUGCAGCGCCUGGUUCCUUUCGACGACUUGCUCGAGAUCAACGACGAAGCAUUGGCGGCGCUGACAGGGAAAGACUCGGCCAACGACUUGUUGGCGGUGGCGGAAAUCAAGUUUGCCAAGGUGCUCGAACUCGUGGGCCAGCAAAACGGAUCCGUCGGGGGGUUCAACGGGUAUGGCGGGGACGCCGACGACGGCUUCGACGACCAUGCCCGGGGCGGGGGGGACGUAGGGGACGACGUCAAGCACGCGGUGUGGACCCCCACCGGCAACAACGACCCCGUUGUGCAUCGAAACAACAUCCGCGUUCAGGCGCGGCCAGGGGCGUCGGCACCUUCGUCCGGACCCCCCGACAGCGCCCGAUCCGACGUGUCGUCCGCGGCUGGCGGCGGCGGGCUGCUCGAAGACGAGGAAGAGGCCACGGAUGGGGUCAUGGAUGUGUUGGUGCCGUCGCGCGAUAUCCUCAAGAUGAGCAGCAACCGCCAUUUUGCCGAAAUCAUGCGAAAACAAGAGCUCGCGGAGAAGCGCAAGAACGCGGCGGAACGGGGCAUUUCGGACGAAGAGCUGACGUCCAAGCUCAAAAAGAAGAACCAGAACGAAGCGGACAAGCGGCUGUCGGCCAACCCGACGUCGAGACUGGGCCUGCCGCCGGGCGUGUGUCAGAAGGACGAUGCGAUCACAAAGUCCACGGCAUUUGUGACGCAGAUGCCCGCGUUGCUAUGA